AUGUACUACAGUACUAGAUACAAUGGGUAUGUGUUUGUUCACGCUUCAAGUCCAAUGAACGUAUAUUUGACACUCUGUAUAGCAGCUUGUUACCCAGAGGAUGUGAAGCCACCGCCGCUAGUUUUGAAGGCAGUAACCUGUUUAUCUAGAGUCUUGGCCAAAGAAGAGGAACUUCAGUUUAUCUAUUUAUACCAAGAACAAUUUAGGUUGAUCAUCACCACAGAAAUUAAACAGCACUUUAUCAAUGGUUUAUUGAUUUUACGCUGCUUAAUUUACAAUAGUCUAAUGCGGCUUAAAACUGCUGUGGAACUCUUGAAGGCUACAGAGGAUAUAGAGGCCCUGCUAGAAAAGGUUUCAGCUCCAUUGUUGAUUAUUCAUGGAGCUGCCGAUAAGGUGACGGAUCCUCAGGUGAGCCAGUUCCUAUAUGAGAGGGCCUCUAGCAAAGAUAAAAUAUUGAAACUAAGUGCUGACAAGCUAACAGUAACUGCUGAAAAGCUUGCAGCUCCCUUACAUGCUUAA
Molecule: messenger RNA, 519 nt
Organism: Mercurialis annua (annual mercury)
Lineage: Eukaryota; Viridiplantae; Streptophyta; Magnoliopsida; Malpighiales; Euphorbiaceae
Exons: 5
Coding region: 1-519 (172 amino acids)
Cellular component (GO): membrane
Molecular function (GO): lipase activity
Source: RefSeq, a predicted model, not a curated record